UAAAAACUGCAGCUCAGAGUUCGUCCCAGCACUCCCCUCCUCACUCAGGGCAGAUCUGACAGACCCUCAUUCCAGCUCCCCCACCCAGUGCAGAUCCUCAUUUCAUCUCCCCCAUUUAGGGCAGAUCUGACUGCCCCCUCCAACUCCCAUCAUGUCCAGACCCCUGUCUGACCAGGAGAAGAGGAAGCAGAUAAGUAUUAGGGGCAUUGUUGGGGUAGAGAAUGUGACUGAGCUGAAGAAAGGAUUUAACAGACACCUUCACUUCACCCUGGUCAAAGACAGGAAUGUGGCCACCACCAGGGACUACUACUUCGCCCUGGCCCACACUGUGCGGGACCACCUGGUGGGCAGGUGGAUCAGGACCCAACAGUACUACUAUGAGAAGGACCCCAAGAGAACCUACUAUCUGUCUCUGGAAUUCUACAUGGGUCGCACCCUGCAGAAUACGAUGAUUAACCUGGGCCUGCAGAAUGCGUGCGAUGAAGCAAUCUACCAGCUUGGCCUUGACAUUGAGGAGUUGGAGGAGAUGGAAGAAGAUGCGGGUCUAGGGAACGGGGGUCUUGGACGUCUGGCAGCCUGUUUUUUGGAUUCUAUGGCCACCCUUGGACUUGCUGCGUAUGGUUACGGGAUCCGAUACGAAUACGGUAUUUUUAAUCAGAAAAUCCGAGAUGGAUGGCAGAUAGAGGAAGCAGAUGAUUGGCUGAGACAUGGAAACCCGUGGGAAAAGGCACGUCCGGAGUACAUGCUUCCCGUCCACUUCUAUGGGAGAGUGGAAAACACGAAAACUGGGGUCAAAUGGGUUGAUACGCAGGUUGUCCUCGCCAUGCCGUACGAUACGCCUGUUCCUGGAUAUAUGAAUAACACCGUAAAUACCAUGCGACUAUGGUCUGCUCGAGCUCCUAACGACUUCAACCUCAAAGACUUUAAUGUUGGAGAUUACAUCCAGGCUGUUUUGGAUCGAAACCUGGCUGAGAACAUAUCUCGCGUCCUGUACCCAAAUGAUAAUUUUUUCGAAGGCAAAGAGCUGCGUCUGAAGCAGGAGUACUUUGUAGUGGCCGCUUCCUUGCAGGAUAUCAUCCGUCGAUUUAAAGCCGCUAGGUUUGGCUGUCGGGAUACCAUCCGGACUGGAUUCGAUGCUUUUCCUGAUAAGGUGGCCAUCCAGCUGAAUGACACCCACCCGGCACUGGGGAUUCCAGAACUCAUGAGAGUCUUCCUGGACAUCGAAAAACUCCCCUGGGACAAGGCCUGGGAAAUAACCAAGAAAACCUUUGCCUACACAAAUCACACGGUGUUACCGGAAGCACUGGAACGUUGGCCGGUGGAAUUGUUUGAGAAGCUCCUGCCCAGACACCUGCAGAUAAUCUACGAGAUCAACCAGAGACAUUUGGAUAGAAUCUCUGCCCUCUUCCCUGGAGAUAUGGACAGACUGAGGAGAAUGUCUUUAAUUGAGGAGGAUGGUGGUAAAAGGGUUAACAUGGCCCAUCUGUGCAUCGUGGGGUCGCAUGCUGUGAAUGGCGUGGCCAGGAUCCAUUCUGAAAUUGUCCGGGACAAAGUGUUUAAAGAUUUCAGUGAAAUGGAGCCAGAAAAAUUCCAGAACAAGACCAAUGGUAUCACACCCCGACGAUGGCUUCUCCUGUGCAACCCAGGGCUUGCUGAGCUAAUAGCAGAGAAAAUAGGUGAAAAUUAUGUGAAUGACCUGAGCUUGCUGACCAAACUCAACAAAUUUGUGGAUGAUCCUGGAUUUAUUCGAGAUAUUUCCAAGGUGAAAGAGGAGAACAAGCUGAAGUUUGCCCAGUACCUGGAGAAGGAGUACAAGGUGAAGAUAAACCCAGCUUCCAUGUUUGAUGUCCAAGUGAAGAGAAUCCAUGAGUAUAAGAGACAACUCCUCAACUGUCUCCACGUGAUCACCAUGUACAAUCGUAUCAAGGCGAAUCCUACAAAGGAUUUUGUUCCAAGAACCGUUCUAAUUGGAGGAAAGGCUGCCCCCGGAUACCACAUGGCAAAGUUGAUCAUAAAACUUAUAACGGCUGUUGGAGAAAUCGUGAAUAAUGACCCAGCAGUGGGUAACAAGCUGAAGGUCAUUUAUUUGGAGAAUUACAGAGUCUCGCUUGCUGAGAAAGUGAUCCCGGCAACGGACUUGUCUGAACAGAUUUCCACCGCAGGCACUGAAGCAUCUGGGACGGGAAACAUGAAAUUCAUGCUGAAUGGCGCUCUGACCAUUGGCACAAUGGAUGGCGCCAACGUGGAGAUGGCGGAAGAGGCAGGAGAAGAGAAUUUGUUUAUUUUUGGCAUGAGAAUAAAAGAUGUUGAAGAAAUGGACAAUAAAGGGUACAACGCUCUGGAAUUCUAUGAAAAAAUCCCAGAACUAAAAAAGUGUAUCGAUCAGUUACAAAGCGGCUUCUUCUCCCCGAUGCAUCCUGACCAGUUUAAGGAUGUGGUGAAUAUGCUUUUCUACCAUGACAGGUUCAAAGUCUUUGCAGAUUAUGAAGCCUAUGUGAAGUGUCAAGAAAAAGUCAGUGAGUUAUACAAGACUCCAAAGCAAUGGACAAAAGUUGUUAUAAAAAACAUUGCAGCCUCUGGGAAGUUCUCCAGCGAUCGGACCAUCAAAGAGUACGCCAGGGAUAUCUGGGGCGUUGAACCCUCUGAUUUGAAAAUCCCACCACCCAAUGAACCGCGGGAUGCCCUUGAUGAAGUGGUCGCUUGUGCCCAAAAAGCUAAAGCCUGAUCUGAGCACAACUUUAAGACCAGAGUGCCUGUUCUGAUGUUCUAGAACACUCGGCCUUUAAUCUAGUGUAACUGAGAGAAACUCUGCCCAACCAAAAUCUCACGUAAAACUUCAGCUUUCUCAUUUACAUAGCCUGCUUUGUGGUUUCAUGCCUGUCGGAGACUGGAAUCUGCAUUUUGCUCGGCAUAUUCUCAACCCACCCCAUUUCUUCGUAGUUUUGUCUUGGAAUGAUGGUUAAUCCGUUCACAACCUGAAACCGUUGCUUUUUUUACACUUUUUGUAUCAGCCGAAGAGUGUUUGCUAGGAAUCAGAUGUUUUCUACAAAAAACAUCUGCCAUUUUGUAAACUAUUCUGCACAAAUUAAUAAUAAAAAA
Molecule: messenger RNA, 3099 nt
Organism: Pelobates fuscus (common spadefoot toad)
Lineage: Eukaryota; Metazoa; Chordata; Amphibia; Anura; Pelobatidae
Gene: PYGL
Product: glycogen phosphorylase L
Exons: 20
Coding region: 152-2725 (857 amino acids)
Biological process (GO): glycogen catabolic process
Cellular component (GO): cytoplasm
Molecular function (GO): glycogen phosphorylase activity; pyridoxal phosphate binding
Source: RefSeq, a predicted model, not a curated record